Molecule: messenger RNA, 10001 nt
Organism: Ahaetulla prasina
Lineage: Eukaryota; Metazoa; Chordata; Lepidosauria; Squamata; Colubridae
Gene: PRPH
Product: peripherin
Exons: 9
Coding region: 68-1489 (473 amino acids)
Cellular component (GO): plasma membrane; type III intermediate filament; axon
Source: RefSeq, a predicted model, not a curated record
CCAUCGCUUUUUGCUCCUCGCCACCCACUGCUCGAACCUGCUCGGAGCCCAGCCCAGUUUAGCAGCCAUGAGCCAUUCCAGCAGCAUCCGCGCCACCUCUUACCGCCGCACUUUCGGGCCGUCGCCCAUGCUGUCGCCCAGGCCCUACUCCUCGUCCCACUUGGCCUCGGCUUCGUCGGCCACGCGGCUGCUGAGCGCACCUUCCGCCGGAGUCUCCCUGCGCUCCUACCGCGGGAGCGGCGGCGGGGGCAGCGCCCUGUUCCUGCGCACCGGCGCGCCGGUGAUGGUGACCGCGCCGCCGCAGCGCUACGCCUACAGCGCCGAGAAGCUGGACUUCUCGGUGGCCGAUGCCCUGAAUCAGGAGUUUCUGGCCACCCGCAGCAACGAGAAGCAGGAGCUGCAGGAGCUCAACGACCGCUUCGCCAGCUUCAUCGAGAAGGUGCGCUACUUGGAGACGCAGAACGCCGCCCUGCUGACCGAGCUGGGCCAGUCCCGGGCCAAGGAGCCCACCCGCGCCUCCGACCUCUUCCAGGACGAGUUCCGCGAGCUGCGCCGGCAGGUGGACUCGCUGGGCAAGGACCGUGACCGCCUGCAAGUCGAGAGGGACAACCUGGCCGAGGACUUGGCCGCCCUCAAGCAGAGGAUGGAUGAGGAAAUGCACAAGCGAGAAGAUGCUGAAAACAACCUGGUUCUCUUUCGCAAGGAUGUGGACGAUGCCACCCUUUCACGCCUGGAACUGGAGCGCAAGAUCGAGUCCCUCAUGGAUGAAAUUGAAUUCCUCAAGAAACUGCACGAGGAGGAGCUGAACGACAUGCAAGUGAGCAUACACAGCCAGCAGCAGGUGCAAGUGGAGGUGGAGCAGGCUAAGCCGGAUCUGACCGCUGCCCUGAGAGAGAUCCGCACUCAGUAUGAAAGCAUCGCGGUCAAGAACCUGCAGGAGGCUGAGGAGUGGUACAAAUCCAAGUUUGCUGACCUGUCAGAUGCAGCCAAUCGGAACCACGAGGCCCUUCGCCAGGCCAAACAGGAGAUGAAUGAAUCUCGCCGUCAGAUCCAGUCCCUGACCUGUGAGGUGGAUGGACUCAAAGGAACAAAUGAAGCCCUGCUGAGACAGAUGCGAGAUCUUGAGGACCAAUAUGGGGCUGAGGUGGGCUCCUACCAAGAGACAGUGGGGCGGCUGGAGCAGGAGAUCCAGCACAUGAAGGAAGAGAUGGCUCGGCACCUUCGGGAGUACCAGGACCUGCUGAAUGUCAAGAUGGCUCUUGACAUUGAAAUUGCCACCUACCGCAAGCUGUUGGAAGGAGAGGAAAAUAGGAUUGCAGUGCCUGUCCAAUCCAUGGCAUCUUUCAGCAUCAGAACUGCAGUUUCAGAGCCGGAUCCAAGUGUAGACAGCCAUACCCGGAAGACGGUGCUGAUCAAAACCAUUGAAACCCAGGAUGGAGAGGUGGUGACCGAAUCAAGGAAGGAGCAGAGAGCCGAGAUAGAGAAGUGAGGCUGGCCACCCCAGCAAGGUCCCCUGGGCCACUGAGAGAGGCACUAAGCUCACCUCUUUGCAAAAGUCCCAGUCGCAGAUCCCCCUCUUCCCUCACUAAGCCACACUGGCCUUAUUUACGAUGGUGAUGCUGAUGAUACCUCUUACCACUGGCAGCCUUCCCACAUUGUUCCGGGCUUCCUGAGCCAGCCCUCUCUGCCCUUUGGACCGUAUUCUGUUCACAACCUGGUGGUAGUCCCAGCAAUAACCACCAAUGGUCUUGGGAGUGGAGAUGGCUUCCCCCUGCUUUUUUCUUCCACCGCCUCCUACCUCUUCGUAUCACAUUCCUUCUCAUCUCCCCCUGCAAAGAGCCCUUCUCCAACCAGUACCCCCAAAACCAAGCUGCCUUCCUGUAAAGUACCACUCACAAAGCCAGCCCACCCUAGGAACCAAUUUGCCAUGUACGUUUAGAUUGAAUCUAAAGGCUGUGGCCUUCCAGCUGUUGUGGAAUUAAAACUCCCAGCCUCCUAAGUCAUACAGAGUGUUGCUGGGACUUGUAGUUUAGCAGCAACUGGAAGGCCCCAGGUUCCCUACCACUGCCAAACACUUAGAUGGCUGCAGGUUGGCAGGCUCUGACAACUUGCAAGGCCCACUAAGCACACCAACCUGGAAGCACCAAAGAAGGCCGGGAGCUUGCUCACAACCUUGUUUUACUGCUCUUGUUGAAUCUAAACAGUUCUAUGUGCUGGCCACAGACACCCCUCGUGGUUUACAAAGAUUCCCAAGAGAAUCAUGAUAGGAACAUGCUUUAUCCAGGUGCGAUAGGCUUGGCUUCCCAAUCAGUUCUCGCUCCUGUGAACUUACUUUGAGAAGGUGCAUCGUUAGCUUCAGGUCAUCGGUACUGGCCAACUUUAUAGGGCUAUUUUAAGGUUGACAAGGUAAUGCAACUAAAGCAUUUUAAAACAUUAAAUGGUAACCAGUGUUAAUUUCCUCAGUUGUCAAGCCCCAAUCUGGCUGUCUCCAGAUGUGCUGACUCCAAUUCUCAUAAUUCCUAAGCAGCACGAUGCUGGCUGGGAUUGUGAGAGUUAAUUAAAUGCAUCAAGGGAGUAUAAUUGGAGAAUAGUACUUCAGCUCUCAAACAAGCUCCCAAAUGAAGUCGUAUAAAACAGCUGAUUCAUUGUCUUUUAUUGUUCCAAGCCAAUUUUAUAAGGGAAUCUUUAAAAAAAAAUCUCCAAAAUAAGCCUUUUUGACAGUUAGUGCGUUGUUUCCCAAUACUGAAGGGUGCUAGUGGUAAUUUUAAGAAACUGAUCCAGUAGCUGUUUACACAGGAGCUUCAAGCCUUUCUUAACUGUUUGACGUCUUUCCAUUCAAAUAUGAUGUUUACUUCACUUUUUAAAAUGGUGUCAACUUUGCCUUCUAAGACAGGGGUCUCCAACCUUGGCAACUUUAAUAAUAAUAAUAAUAAUAAUAAUAAUAAUAAUAAUAAUAAUAAUAAUAAUAAUAAUAAUAAUAAUAAUAAUAAUAACAAUAACAACAACAACAACAACAACAACAACAAUAAUAAUUUAAUUUGUAUACCGCCCUUCUCCCGAAAGACUCAGGGCGGUUUACAGCCACAAUAAAAUACAAAAAACAACACAUACAAUGCUAAAAACAAACAUUAAAAAACUUAUUCAAUUGGCCCCAUUUAAAAUACAAUAUCAGUAAAAUUAAUAAAAAUUUAAACCCAUAAAAAUCAAUUAAAAAUUUUAAAAAUUCAAGCCAGUCCAGCAAGACGAAAUAAAUAAGUUUUAAGUUCACGGCGAAAGGUCCGAAGGUCUGGUAGUUGUCGAAGUCCAGGGGGAAGUUCGUUCCACAGAGUAGGAGCCCCCACCGAGAAGGCCCUUCCCCUGGGGGCCGCCAAUCGACAUUGCUGGGCUGACGGCACCCUAAGGAGUCCCUCUUUGUGAGAACGCACCGGUCGCUGGGAGAUAGAAGAUGGCAGCAAAGAUGGCAGCAAAGAUGGCAGCAAAGAUGGCUGGGGGAUUCUGGGAGUUGAAGUCCGCCAGGCUUAAAGAUGCCAAGUUUGGAGACCCCUGUUCUAAGACAUAAGUGAAGCUAGAAAGCUAUCUUAACACUUGAAAUUGUGAGUCACGAGGAAGAGAACAUUUUCCUGUUCAGCUCUUUAAUGCUCCUCUGUCCAAUAAGCAACAUUUUUCUGCUCCCUUUCUGGGAGAAAGGACCAGGACAGGUUGAGAUCACCAUGGAAUUCCCCUUCAUCUGCACGGCAUAUAAUUAAGGGUUGUGCAGACAAAGAAAGCAGAUGAGCAGCUCUAGAAAUCUGAAAAACAUCAAACAAUUGCCUUUAAUUCACAAGGUCAAACAAACUGCAGAACAAAAAAAAAGCAAAUAAAUAAAUAAAUAAAUAAAUGCCUACUUCCAGUGGUGCUGACUCAUGGCCUUAAUAAGCAGGGAUCUCAUCAUGUGUGAAAGGCAUCCAAGGCUCCUGUUAAGCAGAAGUGGUCACCAAGAACUCAAUGCAGCUCCUGAAUCCCUUGUCUGUGGUCUUGAGAACCCCAGGGACUGUGUAAAUGCAAUCUCAGUUGGAUUCCAAAUGGCCAAAAUGGGAGUGGUAGAUCUUCCAUUUGAUUUAAUAUAACCGCAAAUGGCAAAACACCUUAAAAGGCUAUAGUCCUAUUUUACCUUCUGACCCUAUUGUCAUAGGAUCAGAAAAAAAGACUAGACGGUCUCUUCUUACAAAGAGACUGGACAGUCACUUUUCUGAAAUAGCAUAGGAUCUCCUGUUUGAUCAAGGGGCUGGACUAGAAGACCUCUAAGGUCCCUUCCAGCUCUAUUCCGAUUCUGAUCACAUCAUAUCCUUGUCUAUUUACUGCUCUCAGAAUACUGCCUGUCUUUCCUUCAUGGCAUCUGUGGCUUCUCGUAAGACAGGAGGUCUCGACCUUUUCUAUACCCCCGCGCCCUUAGAAUGCUUCUGAUAUAUUCUUGCACCCCUUACAAAAAUAAACAAUUAUAUGCACAUAAUUAUGCAGAUGCACUAUAAUUUUGAAAGUUCUAAACCCAAAUUUUCGCACCCCCUGGGAUCUCGUCUCGCACCCCCGGUUGGGAACCCUUGUCAUAAGAGAUAGCAUCAACCACUUCUUGCCAGUCUGUCCAUUUUUAAUCAGAUCCAUCUUUCUUUUCUCAAAUCGGGAUCUUCUUUCACACGUUGUCUUUUCUUUCCAACAAUCUGAGGGCUUGUCUUCUCUUUCCUCUUAUCCUGCCCUGAUAUUCCAGAUGUCAUCUUUUCCGAUAAAGAGUAUGGUAACCGUUGCAUUUCUGCUACCAACUCCAUUCUUUUCAUCCCUGAAGAUAGGCCAGGGCAGGAAGCAGAGCCCAUCAAGACUAAAGGAACUGUUAAAGCUAUAUUAGCAGAUUCUUGAAAGACUGACAGAUUUUUCUCUCUCUGCUUCUCUUGUACCAAAGAGAAUCUACAUGGACCUGGGGUUUUUUCUCCCCUAACCCCCCUCAUCUUUCAUCUUUAAAUAAAAAAGUCAACUGUUCUUUUUUAAGUUUUAUUUUCAUAUUUCUAUAUGUUCUCUACCUUACUGGAAGAAAAAAAGCUACUAUGGAGGCUUUCUACCUUAAACUUGGGAGUCAUCUUGAUAAGCAAGGAGUCUUUGUCUUCUCAUUUCUCCAGAUUUAUUCCAGAAAGAAGAUAACUUCAGGGAAAUGCUUCUCUGUGGACGUUUGGUUCAUCCCUCCAGUUCUCUCAGACCAAGACCAGCCAACUUUUUAAUAGGUGGGGCUGAUACUUAUUUUUAUUUUAACUAAGGGACACAGAAUGGAGGGCUAUUAUAGAAUAGAGGAAGCUAAUUUUUGAAGGUGUUCUUUUGGCUCGAAGUGCCAUCUUUGCUUGGUUUGAAUUGCUACGGUACGAAAUCACACGGUGCAAGGGAGUCAUAAAAUGGUACUUGAGCUCCUUACAAUCUACACAGGGACCAUAGGAUGAUGGAAUGAUUAUACUUGUCCUUGGAGGUAGGAAUUUCUGAAGCAGAAAGUCUCACUUAACCUCGAUGACUUUUUCAGUAAGUUAGCAGCUGAAGUAGUCUCUAUGAUUAUGCUUUCUCCCCUCCCCCAUCACUGUUAUUUAUUCUUGAUUUCUUAAACCUCAUUAAUGGUCCAGUAGGGAUGUUAAUUCUUUCCUUGAAAAGCAGUAAAUGUAGAGCUACGGAAAUUCUUGAAAUCUGGCUCUAAUAGAAGUUACUUUAAUAUCAGCUUUAACUGCUUGGUUGAGGUUAGGUAACCUCUGCCACAUAGAAGCAUUUCGGAUCAUGAUUACUUACAGUUGGACAGCCCAGUUUCCCACCAUUCUGAUAUAUGAAAAGACCAGGAAAAUUAUCAGAAUAGGCAUAUUGAAGAGAGAAAAAAAAAUCCUCCCCCUCAAUUUCCCAUCAUGCAAAGGAGCAUUGAGUGCUGCCCCUUGGUGGCCAAAGGGGUAAUUCACUUCUGAUAAAAAACUGUAACUUAUCUGAUUCAAGACAGAUUUGAAACUCAGAGCUGAGUUGCACUGUCAGUUUUUAAGCUAUUUCCACUUUUAUCUAUUGUGCUUGUUUGUGGUCCAUGUGCCUUGGUCUAUGUGUAGCUCUAUACUCUGGGUAAAGAACUCUUUACACCUGGUUGCAGGCGCCAGUUUGCAUGUCAAUAUCUUGACUGGUUAUUCCAGAUUACUUCAGACCAGAUCCCAAUCCACAUCUCCUCCUCUAUUUUCCCUUUCAACCAGAGCCAAAAGGUGACUGGUAUACUAGAUCAGCUGCGGAUCCUUUCCCUGUUGCUUGUUGGGUUCUUUUGUUUUGCUGCUUCCUUUGGUGUCUUGAUAUCUUUGGAGUUGCCAGAUUUCCUUACAGAUUACUUCUCAUGAAUAUACUGGUUUCUUAAAAUAUUGCUAAAGCAACUGGGACCUGGCCCUCUUAAGGAGGGGGACAAGUAGAAGGUCAGAGAGCAGGGGAACACUUGCCUGGAAUCUCUUCUCUACUAACUUUUUGAAGUUAGUAGUGAGUUCUCAGUACUUAUGAACACAAUGAAAGCAGAAUAUACUAUGUUAAAUGGAAGUCAAUACGGUACAGUAAGGUUUUCAAAUAUAAUAUAGGGACACUCAUAAUGCUUUCUCACCUCAUAAAUCAUACAUCCGAAUCCGCACAGUAAUUCUUACAAAAAUUAAUAUGAAAGAUGAUUUGCAAAAGGACUUGGAGCUUGUUAGAGAGAGUGCUGUGUAGCAGACCAAGUAUCAAAGGCUUAAAUGGGGACAUCACAUCAGUAACGUAAAAUGGCCCAGAAGAGACAUUAUGAGGAAAUCCAUUUCCACUUAGUUUCUUCUAUGAACUUGAACAUAGAAGUUCAUCUGAAGAAAGAGAUGCUUGUAGUUUUCAAUUGAGGUUCCUUAACCUGUGGGUCAUACAUACUAUGAGUGACAUUAGCCCAAAGGAUGUUUGUUAAUGCAUUUAAGGUUAUAGCUUUCCUAUUAAUUUCACCAUGACUGAGGCAUCAAAUGGAUGGUGAUAGCUCCAUCUUCACCUAAUUCUUAAGUAGGAUUAUUUCCUCUGCUUUUAUUUGCAUUAUUCCCAUGAUAGUCUAUGCAGGAGCUAAAGAAUGCAGGACAGCUACUUGGAAGACUGAUAUCUUGAUUUCCAGGAAGUAUCUGCUCUUGACUUAGAAUGAAUUUACAGAAUCAAUCUCUAUUUGGGAUUUAGAUAAUCAAUACCACUUAGGGUUGCUAACUUCUAUUGAUCUUCAGUGGGUGCUUCUUACUAUUGUUUAAUAUGCUGCAGAACGCGUAACUGGCAGCAGCUAUGUCUUAGAGUCAGCCAAUCAUAUUGAAACAGACAACCUUAAUUUAAUUGCAAAAAAUACUGAGGUAGGUUAUUCACAAUUGAAAGGGGAAGCAGCUGGGAACUAAGCAUCUUUAUUCCUGAAAAGAAUGUCCAAUUGAGCCCCAAAACUGUACAUUUAUUUAUUUAUUUAUUUAUUUAUUUAUUUAAUCAUAUUUAUAUACCGCCCUAUCUCCCAAAGGACUCAGGGCGGUUUACAGGCACUUAAAAACACAUAAAUACAGUAUAAAAACAAUUAAAAAACUUAUUCAAAAAGCCCGUUAAUUAAAACAUACAAAUAAAACCCAAUUAAAACCCAUAAAUUUAAAAUCUAGCUCAGUCCUGCACAAUUAAAUAAGUGUGUUUUAAGCCCGCGGCGGAAGGUCCGAAGGUCCAGAAGCUGACGGAGUCCGGGGGGGUAGUUCGUUCCAAAGGGUGGAAGCCCCCACAGAGAAGGCCCUUCCCCUGGGCGUCGCCAGACAUAUGGAAAUAAGAUCAUAGCUUUUAUCCUCAGUUCAGUAAUUCCAAUUUUAAUACCUCUUUAGUGUCUCAUUUUGUUUGCAUUGCUUUGGAAACUUUUUCUGGCACAAUAAUCUCAUUAUUAUUUAUAAUUUGAUUAGAAUAUUGUGAUAGUACUUUAAACCAUUUUACUUCAUGGCUGUCCUGUCCUUUCUAUCAUCCAAAAUCAUGGGUAAUCCUCUUAUAAACAUCUAUACUAUUGUUGGUAAUUAUAUGUGUUUUCAUACAUCUUGCUCCUCCUCAUUUUUGAGCUACAGGCAAUAAAGUAUGUAGCUUUGUAAAAAACUUAACAGAAGCUCAACAAGUCUUCAAAAUAUUUGCCCAGUAAUAGUUGAGAACCUCUGUGCUAUCAAGAUAGCUUUUCCUGUCUUCUUCUGUAUUACUCCAAAGGCUUUUAUUUCCAGUCUUUAAGAUCUUUUGUAACUUUUCUCUCUCUCAGAAGGACAGAGAAAUUUUGUAAUUUCUCUGUCUUUCUGUUGUUAAAAUCAGAAAUUGAACUGGCACCCUAUUAUGGUAUUAUUCAAGUUUACUUGUACAAAUUGAAGGAAACUUUUUCAAGGUUGUUUCCCUGAUCCCAUUUUGCAACAAGUUCAGUAAUACCUUGCUUCAAAUACCUGCUGCACACCUUCAGGAUCAGUAAUUUCUAGCUGACUUAAAGCACAGACGUCUCUGGUCAUAGACUUGCCAACUGCCAAAUCCAAUUUAACGAUUCUGUGGGAAAACUGCCUUUCUGGCUAUUUUAUCUUUUUACCUAUAUUUCUCCUUCCCUGUUGAGGAACAGUUUUAAAGUCUUAGUAGCUACAGUACUCUAAAGCAGGAAGUUGAUGACACAGGAAGUACACAAUGUCAUGCUAUCUAAUGCAGGGGUCUCCAUCCUUGGCAACUUUAAGACGUGUGGAUUUCAACUCCCAGCUUUGCUGGCUGAGGAACUCUGGGAGUUGAAGUCCACAUGUCUUAAAGUUGCCAAGGUUGGAGACCCCUGAUCUAAUGGACCUUCCCACCACAACUCUGGAUCAUCAGCCUAUAUCCAGGCAGACCCUCACUUUAAUUUCAUCCUUCCAGCUUUUGCUUUUUAUAGCAAGAUAGUUUAGCAUUUUAUUUUUUGUGAGUGUGUAAUUGAAAGAACUUUAUUAGAUAUUAUCUACACAAAAUUAAAUUUUAGACCAUUACUGAAGUUGGCUUUCAUUGUAAAAUACAAGAAAUUUUCCCCAUGGGGACCACAGCAUUUCCCCCUUUUCCUAGCCAAACCAAUCCUACAAAUUAACUAAGAAAAUAAAGCAUCUUUUGAUAGUAAGCAAGGCGGCUUAAAACAUUGAGAAAACAACAGCAUUGUUUCCUUGCACAGAUGCGUAAAUCUUACCAGCUUUACGCUUGAAAGUGGCUAUUCCAUGACUCAGAAUGGGUUCCAAGCUUGAGAUUUCUGGCAAGGUAGGAAUGGCAUUGAAACAGCUUCAACACACUUUGAUGUUGCCAUGUUUUACACAGCUUUACUACUUCUUGGCCUCCCAGUGUGCAUUUCCUUGUAGAGAGCAGCAUACAAUACUCAUUUCUGUACAGGGUGGAAGGGCCCAAAUAAUAUUUCCUGUGAUCAGUUCCUUAUAAAUGGCCCUGGCACGUUACAGAACUCGUUUGGAUUCUGAUACUUUGCACCUUCUCCCCUUUAUCCCAAAAAUAAAUGAUAGGUUGUUGAAAAACUUUGGGCUUAUCCUUUAUGGGCUUUGGUACUGAUUUCCUGCUUUUCGUUAGCUGUCGAUUUCCGUGUUCCUGGCAGAGCUAGUAGAGAUUCCUGGUGCUAACUCUUCCCAUGCCAAUGGAUCUCUGCACUGCUCCUGCUAUGCUAUGCUAUGCUAAUCUUGUCAAUCCCAGUUCCUGCUUUUGGAUAUCUACAUCAACUGGCUCUCCAGAACACCUUUCCUUGCAAUUAGGCUUGCUUUAUUAAAUAUCUAGCUUGGGGAAAGAUGAUGUAGUUUGCCCAGGUAACAACUCAACCCAUUACAGUACAUAUUCUGGUGAAGAAGCAGGAGACAUGGAGAAGCAGAAGACAUGGAGGGGUGGCAGUCAUUCUGUUCCUGGUGCUUCCUGAUCUCUCCUGAAUAAUGUUGGUUUUGUGAUGCCCAUGGUCAGUGUGUGGAAUAGGCCACGUAUGCUUUGAACCAGCCAAUAAAUUUAAU